UGUAGGCCUAGCCUAUGUGUGCCGGAAGCUGUUGAUUUCUAUAACUGCUAGAAUCUAGAUCUAGAUCUAGAGUCCACAUUUAUUAAUUUAUUUAGAUCUAGAUUCUAGAUCUAAUCAGAAAAUAUUAGAUCUAUCUAGAUCUAGUUUCCUAUUUAGUACUGAAUCACAACUGAAAAGUGUUUAAAAAACCAUGCAUCUCUCGAAUACUUUCAUUUAUUUGCAGUGUAUGCUUGUUUUAAUUUUAGUUUUUGUUGAAAAUAUCAGCGCUGAAAACAAAGACAAGAAACUGCAAAUCGGAAUUAAAAAAAGAGUUGAUCCAGAAAAAUGUAAAAUCAAAUCUAGGAAAGGAGAUGUGUUGCAUAUGCAUUACACAGGAAAGUUGGAAGAUGGUACUGAGUUUGACAGCAGCAUUCCCAGAAAAGAGCCUUUCGUAUUUACUCUAGGAACUGGACAGGUUAUUAAAGGAUGGGAUCAGGGUCUUCUGAACAUGUGUGAAGAAGAGAAACGCAAGCUGGUUAUUCCUUCAGAGAUGGGCUAUGGAGAUAGAGGGGCUCCUCCUAAAAUACCUGGAGGUGCAACAUUAAUUUUUGAAGUGGAGCUUCUUAAAAUAGAAAGGAAGGAAGAGCUUUAGUUCUUUUAUUUAAAAAAAAUAAUGUCCAAACCUUGUUGCUUUAAAUAAAAAUCAUAUCAUUGUGUAGACUAAAAUAUAUUUCAAUACAAGUUAUAAUGUAAAAGUCUGUAAUUAAAUGCAUCUUUGACUUUUAAUCUAUUUUGUUCUUUGAAGGAAAUCUUAUUGUAUGUUUAUUAAAUCUAAGAACAGUAUUUUCCUUUACUUUAUAAUUUACUUUCAAGUUAAUAUUCACUAACUUUAAAUUACUUGUUUUUUGUUGUUUUUUGUUGUGCCUUUUCCAACUCUCAGUGAAGCCAAGGACAUUUAUUAUAACAUCUUUCUAUUCAUUUCAAUCCUUUCCUAUUCCUUCCAUUAUUUUCAUGUCUUCAAUUUCUUUGCACCAAUUCACUUCUUUUAGUUUGGUUAAAGUAAGUACUACAUGCAUUUAAAAAAACUAAUUUAGUUUAUGUUGGUUAUAGGUUGUUUUUUCAAAUGUGUUAUUGUUUUUAAUAUAUCACAGAUGCCUUUAAAACACUUGUUCAUUCACAAAAAAUGUAAAGGAUUUUAUAUUUCAAAAUAAAUUUCUCAAUACACUU
Physella acuta is the source of this 1206-nucleotide messenger RNA. RefSeq names its product peptidyl-prolyl cis-trans isomerase FKBP2. Gene Ontology annotation, cellular component: endoplasmic reticulum. Gene Ontology annotation, biological process: protein peptidyl-prolyl isomerization. Gene Ontology annotation, molecular function: peptidyl-prolyl cis-trans isomerase activity. Lineage: Eukaryota; Metazoa; Mollusca; Gastropoda; Physidae. The record is from RefSeq and is a predicted model, not a curated record.